Messenger RNA from Austrofundulus limnaeus, 3580 nucleotides. Its product is annotated as UPF0524 protein C3orf70 homolog B. Bases 687 to 1553 code for a protein of 288 amino acids. The transcript is spliced from 2 exons. The record is from RefSeq and is a predicted model, not a curated record. Gene Ontology annotation, biological process: nervous system development. Lineage: Eukaryota; Metazoa; Chordata; Actinopteri; Cyprinodontiformes; Rivulidae.
CUGAGCAGAUGUUGGAGAUGCCACCUAGCGGCUGGAGACUCCUCCACAAACAGCUGGAUGAUUUGACUUUAUUAAGCUGCAUUUUUCCAAAUGUUUUUCUUUUCUUUUUUUAUUUUUAAAGGGGAAACUCGUAUUUUUUUUUUUUUUUUUUUUUUUUUUUUUUUUUUUAGUUGCAGGAUUUAAGCCAUCUGGUGAGUUUGUGAAACCCAAACCCUUUAAGGUGGGUCGUAGAUGAUGAAUAUUAAACUCAGAUGUUUGAAGUCCAGCUGGGGUGGGGGGUGCUGAUGAAAGCCUUGUUUGAAGCGCGCGCGCAGCAGCAGCAGCUGGCUUUGUGUUUUUCGGGCUCCUCCCGCCGCGCGGUGAAGUUCAGCUGCGCGUCAGAGCCGCGCACAGCUGAGGAGCCUCCCGACGCGAAAGGCACGACCGCGGAGGGAUGCGUUCGAUGACGGGAGGAUUUUAAAUGUGACAUAACUCUCCGCUUAUGACGCCCUUCUUCCUCCCACAGCCCACCGAGCUGCUCUGAUUCAGACCCAAACGCUGUGGGUUGUUUUUUUAUUUUUUAUUUUUCUGCGUCCUCCGCUGCUCUGCGCUGCGUGGACCUUUUUUUUUUUUUAAAUGUCUUAAAGGAGAUUAGAUCGUGCGUCUGCYUGGGGUUUUUAUUUCUUUUGGCUCCAGGAAAUGUUGGCAUGGCCGCCUCGGGAGCUCAUAAGUGUCCGAAGAGUGAGAAGUUGGACGAGGCGCAGGCUUUGGCCAAGAGCUGCGCGGGGAGACCAGACUUCCUGCCUUGUGAUGGACUCUCCAUCUGCGCUACGCACAGCCACGGGAAGUGCUUCAAGCUGCACUGGUGCUGCCACUUGGGCUGGUGUCACUGCAAGUACGUGUACCAGCCCAUGACCAAUGUGUGCCAGCUGCCCAGUACAGCUGUGCCGCCGGUGGGCUCAGAGUGCAGCAGCACCAUGGACCUGUCCGUCUCUCUGGCCGAGCGCUUCCUGAAGCUGGCGCCCAGCUUCCAGUCCCCGCCUCAUCUAGAGUCACCCAAAUACUGCGUCAUCGCGGACCUGUUCCUGGACGACUACAUCGUCAAAAGGAUCAACGGGAAGAUGUGCUACGUGCAGCGCCCCCCGCCUCCCUUACCGGAACCGCCUCAGCCUCCCAUCCCUCAACCCCCUUCUCCGGCUACGCCUCAAAUACCCCUGAAUCCUGAUCCACCUCAGCAGCCGGUCAGCGCUCCGCCGCCGGCGGUCCAGCACGCUCCGGCUCCCGUGCAGCAGGUCCACAGCGAACAGAAACAUCUCUCCACGGUUGAAAAGCUAAAAGGCCCCAAAAUGGACCACUGCUCCUCCCCGUCCAGCUCGGAGGACUCCGGCAUUAACGCGCUGGGUCUGCACUACCUGGAGUCCUGUGAGGAGGGAAGUGAGGACGAGGAUGAGGACGAGUUGAGCACGGACGAAAACUUGAGUCCGAGGAGCCUCUGGGAUCAGGACAACUGUUCACUCCUCUCCCCGUCUAAGUCUAUGAUAGAGAUCAUCGAAAAGAUCGAAACRACUGUGUAACGAACUGAAGACGUUCCACAGAGCAGAGUCCUACAACAAAGACCGACCCUGCAGGAUUUAUUUCUACAYGGACCCAUUCGGGAGCAAAACCCAAUCUGUUGCUUCCACGGGGCUUUGGAGGGUUUGAUUCAGGAUGAAUUUGUUUUCCUGCAGGAGUCCGAGGAUCGUACGAACACAUUUUCACACAACUUCUCCCCCUGUCCAAUUUCCCUGCAUGGAAUUCAUUUCUGAARCUUACUGGAAUCAAGGAGGACGCACCGGAAUACCAAGUACAUGCACGGCAGACAAAAAAAAAAAGACCUUCUUUAUCUGGUUAUUCAGUAUGUUUCAAAAGAAUAGAAUAGGAACACUUCAAAGGGUAGUAAGAAAAAAAGAUAGUCUUUUUUUCUGAGACUCUGCAUUGAAAUGAAAUUGUGUAUGAGCAAAGAUAUGUGUUAAUGACGAUAAUUAGCAGUGAGGUAAUUCUGGGCGAYCUUUAGCUGUCAGCUUGUCAGACUUCAGUCUAUUUCAGCCUUCAAGUGGCAGAUAAGCACGCCUGUUCUCCGGUCAGCCUGCUCCACCCACACACAUUACUAAUUCUCACACUUCAGCAUAAUGACUACAAGGCCAGCUACCUCUCAUGGGCCUCGAGCACGUCAGCCUUUUAACCUGUUAAUGGCUCCUCUCCGAGCUGCAGGGAUGCUCCUGCUUUUAACGAAGGGGAGAAAAAAAAAGAUUGCCGGGGACGAGGGAGGGGUGGGUGCGCCACGGUUUGUCUGCACUUUACUGACACCACCACAGGCGGCGKGUAGGUCAGUGUUUGACAAUCAAAAGGUUACACGGAAGCACAUUCCUKAACUGUACCUGCCACUUCAGACCAAGGCGUCUCAAAAAAAAUAAAUAAAAGUUCUUCUGAGCGCCAUUUUUGAGUUCGAGUCUAACUGAGCUACAGAACGGCUUAGGGUUAAAAUGAGGCGUCGAGCGGCCAAGAAUUUCACAAAGAACACAACAAAAGUAGGAGGGACCUUAUCAUGCAAGUGAAACGUAGAUGAACUAGUAAUUUAUUCAUAUUACCCUAUAUUAAAACACAACYACUUUGUAAUUCUCUAUCUGGGGGCUAUUAGGAGAGUAGAAUUGUUUUCAGAUGAAUAAAAGAGUAGACUUGGAAAGAAGCUUGUUAGACUAGUGUGUCACAGUUUAUAUUGAUGAGAAACGAUCACUUAUUGCACCUUUUUAAAGGGUAUGUUACAGUGUGAGAUGGGAUGUUUGUUGUUGUUAUGUUGUAGCAGGUAUAGCAAGAAAUUUGACAGCCUCAUAUUAAACUGGGCUGCAGCAUUUAUUUUUUGUUUCUUUGAUGUUUUUUUCUGCAAAACURCAACUAAAAACUCACAUAUCUGUUGCUGCAGUUUUUCCAAAGUGAUGAAUUUGAUCUUUUAAAGUGGGGCUCCGUGGGAAUUGUUGAACAGUUAUUAUCUUACCUGCUGUGGAUUGCUCUUUGAGCAACUUCAGUUUUUUGAUCAUUGGUCCAGUUAGCAUUAAGCUAACGGCUAGUCCACAUGAGCCAAGCUCAGCAUUGCUGCUGGUCCUGUGUGUUCAUUUACAUGGGAUUCUGUGGCUUUAURUAAAAUCAAAUGUUGGCAGGAGCAGCAAGCUAUGGCACUGUAUCAUUAUUUUUCUAGWAGCAGUGUGAAAUAAAGUUUGUAUUGUGUACCAAUCAUAGUUAAAAUGGCAGAAACGUAUUUUAGAUUUUAACUCACCAGUCUGGUCAAAGAGCUAUCUCCAGCAGGUAAGAUAUUAACUGUUUAUAACCUUUCCACAUAACUCCACUUCAAAAAGAUCUGAKCUGUCUCUUUGAUUCUGGCUAAUCUUUUAGUCAUUUAGCAUGACAAAUACUAAUUUAUCAAAUUGACAAAAAUCUAAAUAUUUCUUUUUAUUUAGCCAUUAUUAUUGUCACAACUAACAGAGGCCCUCCUAAUGCAGUUCAAAACAUGUUUUAUGUUCAUAUUAUUGUCAUAUUAUUUUCUUAUAAAUAAAUACUACAAAACUUA